GGAGGAGGCGGCAGAGGCGGCAGCAUCGGAGGGAAGGGCGGGGAGGAUGAAGUUCCCGGCCUCGGUGCUGGCCUCGCUCUUCCUCUUCGCGGCGGAGACGUCCAGCGCGCUCUACCUGAGCUCGACCUACCGCUCGGCCGGGGACGGCAUCUGGCAGGCGCUGACGCUGCUCUUCGCCCUGCUGCCCUGCGCCCUGGUCCAGGGCAGCCUGCUCUUCGUCCACCGGGACCUCAGCCGCGACCGGCCCCUCGUCCUCCUGCUCCACCUGCUCCAGCUCGGGCCCUUCGUCAGAUGUGUGGAAGUCUUCUGCAUUUACUUUCGUGCAGGCCGAGUGGAAGAGCCUUAUGUCAGCAUCACCAAGAAGAGGCAGAUGCCAAAAGAUGGGCACUCAGAAGAAAUUGAAAAGGAAGUGGGCCAGGCAGAGGGCAAGCUCUUUACACACAGAUCUGCAUUUAGUCGAGCAUCAGUGAUCCAAGCUUUCCUAGGCUCUGCGCCUCAGCUGACGCUUCAGCUGUACAUAUGUGUUCUCCAGCAAGAAAUCACUGCAGCUAGAAGCAUCUUCAUGACCCUUUCUCUCCUGUCUAUUGUAUAUGGAGCACUGCGAUGCAACAUCCUGGCCAUUAAGAUCAAGUAUGACGACUACGAUGUGAGUGUCAAACCAGCUGCUUAUCUCUGCAUCUUCCUCUGGAGGAGCUUUGAGAUAGCUACAAGGGUGAUAGUCCUUGUCCUCUUCAGUUCCGUCCUUCAGAUCUGGACCCUUCCUGUGGUGCUUGUGAACUUCUUUGCCUUUUUCUUUCACCCAUGGAUUCUCUUCUGGCAAAGUAAAUGUACUUUGCCAGAAAAUAUAGAGAAGGCUUUGAGCAAGGUGGGCACCACCAUUGUCUUAUGCCUUCUCACUUUCCUGUAUGCUGGUAUCAAUAUGUUUUGCUGGUCAGCUGUUCAACUGAAGCUUAACGAUGCUGAUUUAAUUGACAAAUCUCAAAACUGGUGUAGGUUGGCUUUAUAUUACUUACUGAGGUUUCUUGAGAAUGCUUUUCUCUUGUUGAUGUGGUAUAUGUACAAGACGGAUAUCUACACUUAUGUAUGUGCCCCAAUGCUGUUCCUGCAGUUGCUCAUUGGCUAUUGCAUAGCUGUCCUUUUCAUGCUUGUGUUCUACCAGUUUUGCCACCCAUGUAAAAAGCUUUUCUCCUCCAAUAUUUCAGAAGGAUUGGUGCUAUGCUUCAAGUUCUUUUGUUACGUCUGCAAACCUCUUGCAUCUAGCUCUUCAGUGGAAAAGGCAGACUUGAAAUCCACAGAGGAUACUGAAAAUGACACCCUUGCCAGUUACAAAGCAAAUGAAACCCAGAAUGGAAAUGUCCACCAAAGUGUUUCUUCCAAUGCUUAGACCAGGUAUUUGAUGUUCAAGAAUUGACACAUAUAAGGUAAACAUCACAUAGCCAUAGAUCACUGCCUCCAAGCCAUGUGUGUCUCACUCUGAGGAAGUGAUAAUGUCUAUUUCGCUAUUUGUCAUUGGAUAUGUUUAAGAAGAUAGUUGUAGGUUUUGCAUGGAAGCAUGUCUUCUGAUUAUACCUUGGGUUAUCAUGGUACGAGGCAUGUUGUGUUAGUAAGCUGCUGCAAUACAGGUUUGGCUGUUCACCCUAUAUGAAGAUAAAAUGGAGUAUUAGUCAUUAUUGGUCACACCUUCUGGAUAAUUUGCUAUACAAAGUGCUGAAUUUAGAUCGGGGGGGGGGGGUGUUAAACAUCCUUUCAUUGCUUUGGAAUAGACAAUAUAGUUUCAAAGUGGCUGGCAAAGGAACUCUUUUUCAUACAAAAAUUUCAAUUCAUCAAUGGAAAAGAGAAGGAUGGAAAGCUCAUGAGUUUUCUUUAAAUAUUUAUAUAGACCGAGCCCCCCUCCCCCAUGCCAGAUUUUUUUCCCUGUGAUGUAUUGUAUGAAUUUAUCUCAUCUAUGCUGAUCUGAGUGCAGAAUGGAAGAUGCAAGAAGAACUUGACUGCUUAAUUUAAGCCAUUGGUGUUCCUCCUCCCCUCUACCAACCUGAUUUUCCUUCUACAUGCCAUAGAUGUUGACUGUCUCAAAAAGGCAGUUUGAAGACUUGGUUUUAAGAUUUGUUUCUGUGAUAUAUUUGCUUGACUUGCUUAAUUGUGUUAUUACUUUGCACAGUACUGAAAAAGGCUUUGGUGGGUGGGCACAAUGUACAGCAGUAGCUAAGGGAAUGUUAAUAUUAUUGGAAGACAGUGCUAGCAGUGUUUUAUGGUCAAUAACUGCUGUUUCAUAUAAAUAUUUCCAUUACAUCAAAGCUAACAGGUCUAAAAACAAGAUAAAUGAAAUAGGAACUGUAAAGCAAUGUAAGACAGAAAAGCAUUUAUUUGCCAAUCAAUAAGAAAGAUCUGUUCUUGUUACUGAAGUGCUGACAUUUGUUUGCACCAUAGUUACUAAAUCCAAAGUGGUUCUAAACUGGUCCAGGGUGGCAUCAUUCCUCAACAAUCCUCAAAUAUGCAUCACCUUCAGCCCAGUUCUCAAGCAAGUGCCACUAGCCUUAUCUUGAAGAGUACCACCCAGUAUAGUAGGUGGGACCAGCAGUCAAGUAUUAGGAUUACAAAUAUGUAUAACAUUUUAUCUUUUUAUAUCAGGUAUAAUACUGUUAGAGUAUCUGUUCACAUGUAGCCAAGUUCUGGAAUAUUAUUCCCCUCCAAGAGGAACUGGUCUUACUGUUUUAUAUUUGGUGGACUGAUUUCCUUCCAGAAUAAAAUUCCUGAUCUUUGAAAACAGUUGUUGGCUGUAAUGAAUCAUGUUUGGGACAAGUUCUGUUCUAUGAGACAGAAGACACUGCUGGGCAGAGACUGUUAAUGUGGCAUUCAGGUAGAACUGUGUGUGCUACACAGUCUGCCCCCAGCCACCAAAGCUGAAUCAUGGCAUUACUAUUGUUAA
Sceloporus undulatus (fence lizard) is the source of this 2926-nucleotide messenger RNA. It is a transcript of the gene XK, whose product is annotated as X-linked Kx blood group. The record is from RefSeq and is a predicted model, not a curated record. The transcript has 3 exons. Lineage: Eukaryota; Metazoa; Chordata; Lepidosauria; Squamata; Phrynosomatidae. Gene Ontology annotation, cellular component: membrane. The coding region runs from base 47 to 1384 and encodes 445 amino acids.